Salvelinus namaycush (lake trout) is the source of this 717-nucleotide messenger RNA. RefSeq names its product long-chain-fatty-acid--CoA ligase ACSBG2-like. Gene Ontology annotation, molecular function: long-chain fatty acid-CoA ligase activity. The record is from RefSeq and is a predicted model, not a curated record. Lineage: Eukaryota; Metazoa; Chordata; Actinopteri; Salmoniformes; Salmonidae. Bases 1 to 717 code for a protein of 238 amino acids. Gene Ontology annotation, cellular component: endoplasmic reticulum; membrane. The transcript has 4 exons.
AUGCUGGCAAACAACCUGGUUUUUAAGAAGGUUCACUGGGCCAUGGGCCUGGACUGCUGCAGGAACUGCUUAACAGGGGCCGCACCCAUCACUAGGGAGAACCUGGAGUAUUUCAUGAGCCUUCGCCUCCCCUUGUAUGAGCUGUAUGGGAUGAGUGAAAGCACCGGCCCUCACACCAUCUCCUGGGAGAAUAACUUCAAGAUCAUGAGCUGUGGAAAGGUGGUGAAUGGCUGCCAGACAAAGUUGGACAAGCCAGAUGAGGAUGGGAAUGGUGAGAUCUGUUUCUGGGGGCGUCAUGUGUUCAUGGGCUACCUGAACGAGCCAGAAAAGACUGAGGAGGCCUUGGACCAGCAGGGCUGGCUGCACUCUGGAGACCUGGGCAAGCACGACAAGGACAACUUCCUGUUCAUCACAGGGAGGAUAAAGGGUAUAUGUGUAGUCGACGACAACGGUUAUCCGACGGACGAGCUGACCCCAGAGGCCUUGGCGUUCUGCCAGCAGCGUGGUGUCAUGGCAACCAAGGCCUCUGAGAUUAUAGCCAGUAAGGAGCCAGCUAUUUACAAGGCCAUCCAGGAGGGCAUAGAGCUACGGCCAACUCCAAUGCCCAGAGGGUCCAGAAAUCUGAGAUACCAGUUGACAGCAGUGUCCCUGUUUCCAGAGAACUAUGGCUUGGAGUUUUCUACUGAAAUGGAAAGCAACUUCAACAAAUUUGUGUAG